CUUUGGCCCACGCCAUAGGGAAGAGUUUGGAAUAGACUCGUCCCUGACAACUGCUGCGGUUGUUGCUGACAACAUCGUUCUUUGCUAAAGGACGUUUACCAGUCAUGGCCCCUAAGAGAAGAGCUGCUUCUGCUGCUAAAGCAGGCGGAAAGAAGACGAAGGAGGAGCUGGAGACACAGCCCAAGGAUGCCUUCACCUCAGCUAAAGAGGCCCUUCUGGCUGCAGGGCCACAGCUGAAAAGCAAAAAGAAGGUGGAUGAGCACUGCCCGCUGUCCUCAUCUGGAGAGGUUUACGAGGAUUAUGACUGCAUGCUCAACCAGACAAACAUAGGACAUAACAACAACAAGUUUUAUGUAAUCCAAAUUAUUAAAGCAAACAACAAAUACUAUUCAUGGAACCGAUGGGGCAGAGUGGGUGAAGCGGGGCAGCACAAACUGAAUGGCGUCACUGCGCUUGAGAUGGCCAUCAAGGACUUUGAGAAAAAGUUUAAAGACAAGACAAAGAACAACUGGCAGGACCGGACCAACUUUGUCUGCCACCCGGGGAAGUACACGCUGAUUGAGGUGGAUGGAGAGCAGGAUGCUGAGGUCAAGGUGGACACUGUUGACGGAAAAGCCGUUAAAAUCACACAGAACGUCCUACCUUGCACCCUCGAUGAAGCCACACAGAAACUUAUCUCCCUCAUUUUCAGCAACGACAUGUUCAAGGAGGCGAUGGAACAUAUGAACCUGGACAUCAAAAAGAUGCCUUUGGGUAAGCUCAGCAAGGUGCAGAUUGCAAAGGGCUUUGAGGUUUUGGAGGAAAUUGAAGCAGCUAUGAGUCAAAAUGGUGGAAGAUCUCGCCUUGAAGAACUUUCUUCAAAGUUUUUCACCACAAUCCCUCACAACUUUGGCAGAAACAGACCACCGCUGAUCGACAGUAGCGACAUUGUUGAAAGUAAAAAAGAGAUGCUCAUGGUGCUGGCAGACAUUGAGCUUGCGCAGACAUUGAAAUCAGAGGCGGAGAAGGCUCAGGAAGAGAUCGAGACAGUUCCUCACCGUCUCGACCAAGACUACAUGUCUCUCAAAUGCAGGCUCACACUGCUGGACAAAAGUACAGCAAUGUUUAAGAUCAUUGAAAAGUACUUAAAUGCGACUUCAGGGGACUAUUACAAACCAAAGAUCAUCAAUGUCUGGGAAGUUGAUCGUGAAAGUGAGGGCCUGCGUUUCAGCGAGAACGAUGCAGUGGAGAAUCGCCGUCUGCUGUGGCACGGAACAAACAUCGCGGUGGUGGCAGCUAUCCUGAAGAGCGGCUUAAGGAUAAUGCCUCACUCGGGAGGCCGUGUCGGUUGUGGGAUCUACUUUGCAUCUGAAAACUGCAAGUCUGCAUGUUACGUUCGGCCCUCCAACAACACCGGAGUGAUGUUUUUAAGUGAGGUCGCUCUUGGAAAAAUAUGUACAAUCACCAAGGAUGACCCUACCUUAAAGAAGGCUCCUGCAAGUUAUGACAGCGUGGUGGCACGAGGCCAAGUGGAACCUGAUCCAUCCAAGGACAUUGUCAUCACUCUGGAGGGAAAGGAGGUUGCUGUUCCUCAAGGAAAGGCCAUAAACCAGCCCAAAUACUCAAAGAGCUGCUUCAGCAACAGUGAAUAUCUCGUCUACAAAGAGAGCCAGUGUCGCCUUCGCUACCUGCUGGAGCUCAAGAUGCACUGAUGAUUCCAACUAAAGGAGCUGCAUGUCUUAUUAAAAGUGCAGGUCCUUUAUUUAGAUGUUCCACCAUAAUUCACAC
Nematolebias whitei (Rio pearlfish) is the source of this 1767-nucleotide messenger RNA. It is a transcript of the gene parp3, whose product is annotated as poly (ADP-ribose) polymerase family, member 3. Bases 105 to 1691 code for a protein of 528 amino acids. NCBI's taxonomy places the organism in Eukaryota, Metazoa, Chordata, Actinopteri, Cyprinodontiformes, Rivulidae. The record is from RefSeq and is a predicted model, not a curated record. The transcript is spliced from 11 exons. Gene Ontology annotation, cellular component: site of double-strand break. Gene Ontology annotation, molecular function: NAD+ poly-ADP-ribosyltransferase activity.